AAAUGUCACAACUUUUUUUUCUGUCUGAAAAGUUUAUUUAUUGUUUGUUAUGCCAGGAAACAGCUGGUUUCCUUUUUAACCCUUGGACGUUGUUGCGCGUCUCUCGGCUCUGCGCUGUUGCUGUGGUUUCUCCAUGAAUCACUCUCUUAAAUUCAGGCAUGCUGCGAUCCGUCUGGUUCUCAGAGGAGGAAGACGAUGUGGGGCGUGUCUGCAGCUGAAGUUUCCGUUUCGUUUCUCAGCAGAGGGAAGACGUUCGCUGUUGAUUCAUAAACCACCAGCCAGUCACAGACAGCAGGUCGGUGGUCCCGACGAGGACCGCCUGCUUUCCAGAGGCAGCAGAUGUGACAGCAGGAUCCAGAUGUGUCGUGUAAGAGAGAGCUGAGCACGUCUCUGGACCAGGACACAAACCUGCAAUGAAAUCAUUUCAUGGUGAAGGCAGACUGCAGUUAGUAAGAGGAGAAAAUGAAGAGAAGGUCUUUGCUACGGUCCGACUCUGGACAGGAAGAACUAAGUUCAGACGCAGAACAUAAUCUAAGAAAAAGAAAGUGCAUCAACUAUCACGAUGACGAUGAAGAUUAUUAUUAUUACGAGGAAGACGACUGCGACCGGUCACUAACACACGAAGAUCUAGAACUGUGGCCUGUAAGCUGUGGGGACAAGAAGGGAAUGAUGGACGUCCAAAAGCUGGCGAGAAGUGAGGAGUGUAUCGAGUGUGAGGGCCGCAUGUUCACCCCGCCUGCCUUUGAGGAGUUUGCAGGAAGAGGCUCAGCUAAAAAAUGGAAAUUCAGCAUAUACUCUGAUGGAAAACCUCUGCAACACUGGUUUGAUCAAGGCCUUCUGGACACUGAGGGAUACAAAAAAUGGACAAAGACGUAUAAAAAGAAAGGUAAAACAUUUCAGAACAAUGGAGCUACACCAGCUCAUAAUUUAAGACGAUGCGAUGCUCCAGGAGCAGGAGAGUCAGGAGCAGAAGCUACGGACGACUCUGAGAACGACGAUGGGAUUCCUUCACGCUUUGGAAGCCGGUUACUGAGGAGCAAGGAAGAGAAAGAGAGAAACGACUCAGACCAUCCAGAGGAAAAACAAGAUGAGAAACCGGAUGAAAUGGAAGACAACAGGGAUGACAACAAUAAAGACCUCUGUGCUCCUAAAGAACCGGAUCCGAGGUUGAUCAUCUCAACACCUGAAAAACUCGCGUUGCAGAUGAACUCCAUUGUUCUUCUCGAAAGAAUGUCAAUGACGAGGAGUCGCUGUCAGACCGCCGCCGUGGUACAUCGACUCAAAGACGAUGAGGAAGGAGACGGAGAUUCAGAGAUGAAUUACUAUGAAAAGCUCGAGCAACCGGUGGAAAGUGAAACGGCAGACGUGGCCACGAACACUUCUCCCCAACAAGAACCGGUCGAGCAGAAAAUCCACGAAUUACUGAGGCUUUCUGCUGAAACUUUGACCAUGCCUGGUCCGAGCGCAUGUGACAACCACACAGAUGUGAGCUGCUUGGACGAAUUCAAAUCCCAGACGAUGUCAGAGACGAGAAGCAUCUGCGAUUCGGACAGCACUCACAUCUCGGAGCAGGUGGAGACCCCAACGUCGGGGGUCUUAACCGGUUCCGAUGUGGACACGAUGGAUCUGGAUCAGCUGCAGAGAGAAACUCUAAAAACGCAGCUGGAAGCUGCAAGAGAACAAAGGGAGGCUUUGAGAGUACAGAAGGAAUAUUACACUUUGAAAUUGCGCCUUUUACAAGUUCAGAAAGCCGGUCGGUUCAGUUCAUCCAUGUAGGUUGUGAUGCAACUUUAGCAAACUCUGGGAGGGAUGAAGCAUUUCCUGUUGCAAGAAAUUACAAAAGGAGUUGAGAAUUUUAUCAUUGCAGUGCCAAGAGAAGAUUUAGAUCAUCUGUGGAAUAAAACUAGGAUCCCAGGGAAUAAAAUAAUGUGAAUGGCCAUUAAUUUUGAAUGGGUAUUGUUUUUAUAUGUAAAUAGAGAGGCUAUAUUUUAAGUUUUCUAAAGUAUCUUGUUUUAUAGAUAACAUGACAUUUUGCUCACUGUCUUCCUGUUAAUUUUAACAUAAUUAUGUUACAAGAUGGUUUUCUGACAAUGUUGUUUCAAGUUUUCAUUUGUCUUGUUUCAAGGUGGAAAUAAAAACUGCUUAAAUUAAUUGCUUAAAAUGUUUA
Molecule: messenger RNA, 2167 nt
Organism: Xiphophorus couchianus (Monterrey platyfish)
Lineage: Eukaryota; Metazoa; Chordata; Actinopteri; Cyprinodontiformes; Poeciliidae
Exons: 12
Coding region: 463-1776 (437 amino acids)
Biological process (GO): regulation of transcription by RNA polymerase II
Cellular component (GO): nucleus
Molecular function (GO): RNA polymerase II cis-regulatory region sequence-specific DNA binding
Source: RefSeq, a predicted model, not a curated record